AUGCAGAAAUUUCUCAAGGCUGCACAGUGUUGGGAUGUAGUGACCUAUGAGGAUGUGCAUGUGAACUUCACCAAGGAAGAGUGGGUUUUGCUGGAUCCUUCUCAGAAGAGUCUCUACAAAGAUGUGAUGCUGGAGACAUAUGGGAAUCUCACUGCUAUAGGCUACAUUUGGGAAGACCAUAAAAUUGAAGAACAUUUUCAAAAAUCCAGAAGUCAUGGAAGGGUAAAAUUGAUACAGUUAAUUCUGUGA
Messenger RNA from Rattus norvegicus (Norway rat), 249 nucleotides. The record is from RefSeq and is a predicted model, not a curated record. NCBI's taxonomy places the organism in Eukaryota, Metazoa, Chordata, Mammalia, Rodentia, Muridae.